CUCCCCCAUGGUGCAGCGGGGUUCGGGAUGUCGAAGACGCUGAAGAAGAAGAAGCACUGGCUCAGCAAGGUGCAGGAGUGCGCGGUGUCCUGGGCCGGGCCCCCGGGCGACUUGGGCGCCGAGAUCCGGGGCGGCGCAGAGCGCGGCGAGUUCCCUUACCUGGGGCGGCUCCGGGAGGAGCCCGGCGGGGGCACCUGCUGCGUCGUCUCGGGCAAGGCGCCCAGCCCUGGGGAUGUGUUGCUGGAGGUGAACGGGACGCCUGUCAGCGGGCUCACCAACCGGGACACCCUGGCUGUCAUCCGCCACUUCCGAGAGCCCAUCCGUCUCAAGACUGUGAAGCCAGGCAAAGUCAUUAAUAAAGAUUUGCGACAUUACCUGAGUCUUCAGUUUCAGAAAGGAUCAAUUGACCACAAAUUGCAGCAAGUGAUCAGAGAUAAUCUCUACCUGAGAACAAUUCCAUGCACUACAAGGGCCCCCAGGGAUGGGGAAGUACCAGGGGUGGACUAUAAUUUCAUUUCUGUUGAACAGUUCAAAGCACUGGAAGAGAGUGGAGCAUUAUUAGAAAGUGGAACAUAUGAUGGAAACUUCUAUGGAACUCCCAAGCCUCCAGCAGAACCCAGCCCUUUCCAGCCAGAUCCCGUUGAUCAGGUCCUCUUUGAUAAUGAGUUUGACACAGAAUCCCAAAGAAAACGAACUACAUCUGUCAGCAAGAUGGAAAGAAUGGACAGCUCUCUACCUGAAGAGGAAGAAGACGAGGACAAGGACGCUGUCAAUGGCAGUGGAACUGCAGAAAGCAGAGAGAGGCAUUCUGAGUCAUCUGAUUGGAUGAAGACCAUCCCGAGUUAUAACCAAACAAACAGCUCCAUGGACUUCAGAAACUAUAUGAUGAGAGAUGAGAAUCUGGAACCACUGCCCAAAAACUGGGAGAUGGCCUACACCGACACGGGGAUGGUCUACUUCAUUGACCACAAUACCAAGACAACCACCUGGUUGGAUCCUCGUCUUUGUAAGAAAGCCAAAGCCCCUGAAGACUGUGAAGAUGGAGAACUUCCUUAUGGCUGGGAGAAGAUAGAAGACCCACAGUACGGGACAUACUAUGUCGAUCACCUUAACCAGAAAACCCAGUUUGAAAAUCCAGUGGAAGAAGCCAAGAGGAAAAAGCAGUUAGGACAGGCCGAUACUGGAUCUUCAAAACCAGAUAUGGAAAAAUCCCACUUUACUCGAGAUCCGUCCCAGCUGAAAGGCAUCCUUAUCCGAGCAUCGUUGAAGAAAAGCACGAUGGGAUUUGGCUUUACCAUUAUUGGUGGAGACAGGCCAGAUGAGUUCCUACAAGUAAAAAAUGUGCUGAAAGAUGGUCCUGCAGCUCAGGAUGGGAAAAUUGCACCAGGUGAUGUUAUUGUAGACAUCAAUAGCAACUGUGUCCUUGGUCACACCCAUGCCGAUGUUGUCCAGAUGUUUCAGUUGGUACCUGUCAAUCAGUAUGUCAACCUCACUCUGUGCCGUGGUUAUCCACUUCCUGAUGACAAUGAAGAUCCUGUCGUGGACAUUGUUGCUGCUACUCCUGUCAUCAAUGGACAGUCAUUAACCAAGGGAGAGACUUGCAUGAAUACUCAGGAUUUUAAGUCAGGAGCAGUGGUCCUAGACCAGAAUGGAAAACCAGGACCCACCUUGAUCAGUGACCGUCUCAAUGGACCAUCGGAUCUGAGCGAGCAGCGAGCAUCCCUGGCAUCAUCGGGCGGCUCCCAGCCCGAACUAGUGACUGUCCCUCUGAUUAAGGGCCCCAAAGGCUUUGGGUUUGCAAUUGCUGACAGCCCAACAGGACAGAAGGUCAAAAUGAUACUGGAUAGUCAGUGGUGUCAAGGCCUCCAGAAAGGGGAUAUAAUUAAGGAAAUUUACCAUCAAAAUGUGCAGAAUUUAACACAUCUCCAAGUGGUAGAGGUGCUGAAGCAGUUUCCAGUAGGUGCAGAUGUACCGUUGCUCAUCCUAAGAGGAGGUCCUCCUUCACCAACCAAAACUGCCAAAAUGAAAACAGAUAAAAAGGAAAAUUCAGGAAGUUUGGAGGCCGUAAAUGAGCCCCUUCCCCAGCCUAUGCCUUUUCCACCCAGCAUUAUCAGGUCAGGAUCCCCGAAAUUGGAUCCUUCUGAGGUCUACCUGAAAUCUAAGACUUUAUAUGAAGAUAAACCACCAAACACCAAGGACUUGGAUGUUUUUCUUCGGAAACAGGAGUCAGGAUUUGGCUUCCGGGUUCUGGGAGGAGAGGGACCCGACCAGUCUAUCUACAUCGGGGCCAUCAUUCCUCUGGGUGCCGCGGAGAAAGACGGCCGGCUGCGUGCAGCUGACGAGCUGAUGUGCAUUGAUGGGAUUCCCGUGAAAGGGAAGUCUCACAAACAAGUCUUGGACCUCAUGACCACGGCUGCUCGAAAUGGCCACGUGCUGCUAACAGUCAGAAGAAAGGUCUUCUGUGAGAAACAACCUGAGGAGGACAGCUCUCCAGCAUUCCUGUCGACACAGAAUGGCUCACCCCGCCCGAACAGAGCAGAGGUCCCAGCCAGGCCUGCUCCACAGGAGGCCUAUGAUGUAGUCCUGCAACGGAAGGAAAAUGAAGGAUUUGGCUUUGUCAUCCUCACCUCCAAAAACAAACCCCCUCCGGGAGUUAUUCCUCACAAAAUCGGCCGAGUCAUAGAGGGAAGCCCAGCGGAUCGCUGUGGAAAGCUGAAAAUUGGAGAUCACAUCUCUGCAGUGAACGGGCAGUCCAUUGUGGAACUGUCCCACGAUAACAUUGUUCAGCUGAUCAAAGAUGCUGGUGUCACCGUCACACUUACGGUCGUUGCUGAGGAAGAGCAUCAUGGUCCACCAUCAGGAACAAACUCUGCCAGGCAAAGCCCAGCCCUACAGCACAGACCCAUGGGACAGUCACAGGCCAACCACGUGGCUGGGGACAGAAGUGCUCUAGAAGGUGAAAUUGGGAAGGAUGUCUCCACUUCUUACAGACAUUCAUGGUCUGACCACAAGCACCUUGCACAGCCUGACACGGCGAUGAUUUCGGUUGUCGGCACCCGGCCCAAUCAGAGCCUUGGUUGUUACCCAGUGGAGCUGGAGAGAGGCCCCCGGGGCUUCGGGUUCAGCCUCCGUGGGGGGAAGGAGUACAACAUGGGGCUGUUCAUCCUGCGUCUUGCUGAGGAGGGCCCCGCCAUCAAAGACGGCAGGAUUCACGUGGGUGACCAGAUCGUCGAAAUCAAUGGAGAGCCUACGCAAGGCAUCACACAUACUCGAGCAAUUGAGCUCAUUCAGGCCGGUGGAAAUAAAGUUCUUCUGCUUUUGAGGCCAGGAACCGGCUUGAUACCUGACCACAGUGAUUGGGAUGUUAAUACUCCUUCAUCUUCAAAUGUGAUUUAUGACGAGCAGCCAUUUCCCCCAUCUUUCCAUUCUGCUUCCGUAUUUGAGGAGUUUCCCGCACCAGUAAUUGAAGAAUCUUUGAUGAGAGGUCAGAUAUAUGAAAAGACAGAGGAAUUAAAAGAUGGUGUGCCUGAAAAGAAAAGCACUUUAAAUGAAAAUCUGUCUGAUAGAAAGCAGCACUCUUUUCUCCAGAAAAAUGUGAAUAAAAGGGAUCCACCCAGCAGUCAUGGGCAGAGUGACAAGAAAAACCUCUUCAGAGUAGAAAACGGUGUUACACAAAGAGGCAGAUCUGCUAGUCCCAGAAAGCCCGCCGGCCGACACGCAGAAGAACAUUCGGACAGGCUUCCCAGUCCUCUACCAGCUGACCCCAAAAGAAGACCCAGAGAUCGAUCACUCAGCCCCAGGAAAGGAGACAGGAAAGGGGGGCAGAUGGACACCAGGGAAGAUUCUGGACAGGAUCACUGCGGAAGAAGCAGAGGACGGUCUUCCAGCCCAAAAAAGCAGCAAAAGCCUGAAGGAAACAAAGGCCGAGUGAACACCGAAGCCAGAUUAUCAGAGUCUGAGAGUCAGAGAGGAGGGCGCUGUGCGAGGGACGGGGCCGAGCAGAUCUCCGAGGGCAGAGAAGAAUCAGGUGUUGUCCGGAAAGACACAAAGCAGAGCCAGUCUGGAAAAAACAGAACACGGUCUCCAGAGAAAAAAAGCAAGAGAAUGGAGGAAAAGUCUCUCCCAUCCAAAAAGACUAGUACUGCCACUGGUAGAGUAUUAUCUGACCGGGAGAAAGGAAAGAAGGUGACCUUAGGAGAGACAAGUUCCAGCAAAGAGAAGCCAGGAGAAAAUGCCAGAAUAUCAGACAAGAAGCUGAACCAGGAUCCUGAAGAAAGGAUGGUUUUAAACAAAACCCCAGCUCCCCGAGGAAAAGAACAAGAGGCGGCCGACAGAACCAGAGAGAGCAGAGGGUUCCAACCUGAGAGUGCUUCUCCCGUUAAGAAAACACCCAUAACUCCGGGGCCCUGGAAGGUUCCAAGUGCACACAAAGCCGCAGGCACUACAGGUGUGACUGAGAAACGACUGUGACCUUUGGUAUAAAACAAAGUAAAAAAAGUUGUAAUCUAUUCUUACUGAAAAAUAGCAUUUUUCCAAAACAAAACCCCAAAAAGUAAUUUUUGCAGAAAUUCUGAAGCACAUGCAUUUUAACUUGAGCAUCCUGUUAGCAAGGCUGCAUGAAGGGCCUCAGGACCGCUGUGAGCCAGCUGUCCCGGGGCAGCCGCCCUUCCGCGUGCAGCUGACGUGCCUGCUCCUGGGGGGCCCAGCCCACCUCCGUGGGUGUCCCCACCCACACGUGCAGAUAUGCACAGUGCGGUCACAACUCACUUG
This is a messenger RNA of Enhydra lutris kenyoni (northern sea otter), 4770 nucleotides long. Its product is annotated as membrane associated guanylate kinase, WW and PDZ domain containing 3. NCBI's taxonomy places the organism in Eukaryota, Metazoa, Chordata, Mammalia, Carnivora, Mustelidae. Bases 28 to 4470 code for a protein of 1480 amino acids. Gene Ontology annotation, cellular component: cytoplasm. The record is from RefSeq and is a predicted model, not a curated record. Gene Ontology annotation, biological process: signal transduction. The transcript has 21 exons. Gene Ontology annotation, molecular function: protein binding.